GAGAGAGGGAAAAAAACCUUUCCACUUAAACAAAGUCAUACAGAACAACAACAUUUUCAUUUUUGGAUGAACUCCGCCUGGUGCCUGCAACUAAAGUACAUGCACUGUGAUCAUAAGAGGUCAGUUUGAGGUCUUUCUCAUGGGUGUGUUUGGGCAAGAGGUUCAUAUAGUUCUCUUAUGAAAGUGAGAUCACUCAAAUAUUCAAGCCUGGUGGAAUUAGGAAGGAAGUCUACUCCUUCCUCACAUUGUGGGCCACAGGAAGGGGUGGCUGUCACCCACUGACAGACUUUUCCUCCUGAAUAGCACACAUUGCCCUGCUCACGGGCCGGGCAAACACUUCUUCAUUAGCCUAGCUGACUUCUCCAAACUCUUUGCUCUGCUACUAGAGUUGUCUUUUUAGGUGUAGCUGUUAUCAUGGCAACCAGUGCGGUCCCUAGCGACAACCUCCCAACGUAUAAAUUGGUGGUCGUGGGAGAUGGAGGCGUGGGAAAGAGUGCUCUUACCAUCCAGUUUUUCCAAAAGAUUUUUGUGCCAGAUUACGAUCCUACUAUUGAAGACUCCUACUUGAAACACACAGAGAUCGAUGGCCAGUGGGCUAUUUUGGAUGUUUUAGACACAGCAGGUCAAGAGGAAUUCAGUGCCAUGCGAGAGCAGUACAUGAGGACUGGUGAUGGUUUCCUCAUUGUGUUCUCUGUGACGGACAAGGCCAGUUUUGAACACGUCGACCGCUUUCACCAGCUCAUCCUACGAGUCAAAGACCGGGAGUCUUUCCCUAUGGUUUUGGUGGCUAACAAAGUGGACCUGGUGCAUCUGAGGAAAGUGACAAAUGAACAGGGCUGUGAGAUGGCAGCCAAACACAACAUUACUUACAUUGAAACAAGUGCCAAGGAUCCUCCAAUGAAUGUGGACAGAGCCUUCCAUGAAUUAGUCAGAGUUAUCAGAGAGCAAGUUCCAGAGCGGAGUCUGAAAAAGAAGAAAAAGACAAAGUGGCGUGGAGACCGAGCCAUGAGUUCUCACAAGCUUCACUGUGUGAUAUUGUGACUACCUCUCCAGUCGAAAUCAUCAGUGUUUGGCGACACAAACUGCCAGAGAGGACAGACUAGAGAUCUGCACUAAUCAGAGGACCACAGCCUUUAUCAAAAGAACUGGCAUGAAGUCAGACUAUCUCUUCCUGUCUCAGGGAAGCAUAUUAGGUGAGUCAAGGGAACACUGCUGCCAGACCAGGGAGGAGAAAUCAGUACAACACGUCUGAUUUGAAGCACUGCCGGAAACAACACAAAUCACAGCCAAUCAGAAAAUAUCUGAUGUUUAAAUUUUAAAGACCAAUGAGAUCUAGAAAGAUCCACCAUACCUAAACCAUGCCCCAUUCACACACCUACAUUUAAAACUGUCUGCAGCUUCCAAACAUUCAUAGAAUUCUGUGGAUGAUUGUUUUGCAGAGCUGUUUGAACAUUGUUUUCAGUAGUUACUACAAUUAUUAAGGAAUAUUGUUGUUUUAGCCUUCAAGGAAGUCUCAAAUCUGCCUUACAAAGGUAUAUUUAUUGACACGUUUGGAAUAUGUAGCUAUAAUAGAACUUGUUUAAGAAGACGUAAGUGUUAUUGAGUGAUAUGUUGUCAACAUGGUUAAGCACAAUAGGUACUGACAUGAUUGAAGGGCCCAUUGCACUAGCAAGAUUUUUUGCACUUUCAGUAUUUACUCAUGGGCUUUUGUUGUUUAAAAUUGCCUUGCGAUUUUGAUUUUGUUGCACAUUUACAGUACAGGUGCCCUAAGCCAUUAUUAUACAUUUUUAUAAUAGUCAAACAGAAAAUGCCCUCAACUAGCUGACAGAUAUUCAAUAAAUAGGUUCUGAUCACAUGUCCUGGUGACCGCUCUGUACAUCAGAAACACUCCCCCAUAUAUAUACUAUAAUUUGUAUAAUGAAAAAGUAACAUGGUUUCAUCACAACUAUUAAGCAGCACAACUGUUAUUGAUAGUAAUAAAAAAAAUUAUUGAGCACUAAAUCUGUUUAUAAGAAUGAUUUCUGAAAGAUGAUGUGACACUGAUAACUGGAGUAAUGGUUUGCCAAUAAAGGAAUACAUUACACGUAAAAAAAAAUAAAAAAAUAUAUAUAUAAAUUUAUUUUCAUAUUGUAAAAAUGUUUGUUUUCCUGUACUUUUGAUCAAAUAUGCAUCAAAAAUCCAGCCUUGUUGAAUAUAAGUGCUCUUGCGAUUUCAACAUUUUAAACGGUUGUGUACCUUUUAUUUUUCUCCAUAUGUCAUAUAUGAUUGAAUGUUGCUGAGAGUAAAGAGAGAAGAGUAUGAUUCUGCUGGACAGGUUAUAUUUUAUGCUUGAUCAACCUUCGGUGUUCAUCAGUUUGUCAGACCUUCCUGUGCCUCAGUUUCCUCUGUGUUGGACCAAUUUAUGUGCCUGUGCCAGUGUGAUAAUGAUCAAUUUCUUAAUCACUGGUUUCUCUAACUGUUCCCAAAGGACAAAGAAGCUGAGCCCAUCUGCGGUUAAAAAACCAGGGACCCUUAGCCAAAUGUUAUGUUGUAUUGUUCAAUACCGCUGUGCUUUGCUCUCAUAAAUAAAUCAGUAAGGAACCAUAUCAACCCUUGCUGUUAUCUGUUGAAUGAGGAGUUUUUAGUUGUUAUUGUUGAGAAACUUCAGGUCUAAUGAGCUAGAGACUACAACAUAUCCGGAUGCAAUGUUAAUGACAUUGGUUUAAAUGGACAGAGAUGGAUUUCCAGAUGUUUUACAGUGUAUUAGACUCUCCUAAGUAAAAUCACAGCACUCUAACAAUACAUUCCAUUUUGAUCCCCUACAAUUAUUGUUGUAACUUUUUAUUUUUUUCUUUGGUUGGUCAUCUGCAUUAAACACUCCAUAAUCAGAGCCCUGCUGGCAGUGAUGUCAUCAACCGGUGAAGUAGUUCACCUCUGUAUAUGAGAUCAGAGAUCAUAUUAAUCCAAUUCCAUGUUGUUAUAUUAUAUGAUAUAAUAGAUCUGGACGAGCUUUGUUAAGCAUUAAUCAUUGUUUACAUGCACUGCUUGUAAAUGAGGACCUGAGUUGUUUUGCAUUCAAAGGUCAUCAUGGGUCUAAUGGAUUUCUGUUGCCAAUUUGUUUUUGUUUUUUUGAGAAUGAAAGGAAAUAUUGUGUUGUAUUACAUUUCACUUGUUUUACAAUGUUAAUGUUUAUUUAAUAAGAAACGUCUCAAUCAUAAUGAACGUUUGUUCAAUUAAAGAAGCACGUCAGGUUGGUUAUUGCUGUGCAACAAAUGCUUUGUUUGCUCCAUUUUUCCCCCUGAUAAGUUUGUUUUAAUAUGCAUGUCAUUAUGAUAAGGAUGCUCUGCUUCGUUUCAAGUGACUCGGAAGUAAAUGACAUGCCAAGUUGCCUUGGGUGGUUUAUGGUUUUUAAAUAAAAGAUUCUUCAUACACCGUGAA
This is a messenger RNA of Carassius gibelio (silver crucian carp), 3417 nucleotides long. RefSeq names its product ras-related protein M-Ras. Gene Ontology annotation, molecular function: GTP binding; GDP binding; GTPase activity. The record is from RefSeq and is a predicted model, not a curated record. The transcript is spliced from 6 exons. NCBI's taxonomy places the organism in Eukaryota, Metazoa, Chordata, Actinopteri, Cypriniformes, Cyprinidae. Gene Ontology annotation, biological process: signal transduction. The coding region runs from base 415 to 1041 and encodes 208 amino acids. Gene Ontology annotation, cellular component: plasma membrane.